AUGAACAUAAAACAAAUCACAAAAAUUUCAACAAUUUGUGAAAUUUUAAAUACAUGUGAAAUAGGUAAACAAAUGUUUAAAGAAUAUCAUAAAUUAAUCAAACUGUAUUUAACCAUUCCGGUUACAACGGCCACGGCCGAACGUACAUUCAGUACAUUAAAUAGAUUAAAAAAUGCAAUUCGUUCUUCAAUGACUCAAUCACGUCUCAAUCAUUGUUUAUUACCACAUAUUUAUAAAGAAAAACUUGAUGAAAUUGAUGUAAAUGAAAUAAUGUCCAAAUUUAUAUCAUCAAAUGAAAAAAGACAAACUUUUUUUGGUUCAAUGCUCUAG
This is a messenger RNA of Rotaria sordida, 330 nucleotides long. The record is from the annotation of a GenBank genome assembly. NCBI's taxonomy places the organism in Eukaryota, Metazoa, Rotifera, Eurotatoria, Philodinida, Philodinidae.